AUGCCGUCUGUGGUACAUGCGCCGCUGAUCAACACCACUGGCUUCAUGUUUAGAGAGAAGACCACAGAGUCUGUAUCCGCUUUCACCGCUGUGAAUGGAAGAACGUCGCCGCCCACGCCACGCAACCUGAAUGGUAUGAACGGCAUGUCCGCUGAUAGCAUACACGUGAGAACGCUCUCUCGACCGACUCCUGAGCAGACGCAGGAUCAGAAAGUCCCGCUGCCCGGACGAGACCACUGGAAUUCCACGCCAAGGGUGUCUGAGAACGGAUACCCAAACGGCCAGCACUCGGUAUCUCCCUCGCUUUCCGACCAAGACAGGUCCCCUCGUAGCCCCGGAAAGAGGAAGCGAUCGAGCUCAGUCGAGGACGAUCGCUCCUAUCCCUCACCGGACGACUCUUCAGUAUCCCGCCAGCGCUUGGACUCGUACGCAUCUGUUGGCAGAGACGACUCCCCGAAUACUGCUGUCCAGGCCCAGCAAUUAGCCAUGGACCACUCUCAGCCGCGGGCCCGCCCUGUAAUGGAUAGACCAGAGUCUGAGAGGCCUUGGGAUCCGUCGCAAGCCACAUCGCAUCACGGCUAUCAGGAGACCCAACGUCGAGAACCACGCCUUACGGAACAUCCACAGGAGGGUAUGCACCCCAAUUCGACUUCUCAGUCCCAGGCGAGCGCGGUUGACGCGUCGAAUGGGCUCGAGAGGUCAAACACGACCGAAAUCACUCGCGCCGGUGUCCAAGUAGAUCCAAAGAAGAGGAAGAGGCAAUUCGCCAACCGAACGAAGACUGGCUGUGGGACAUGUCGGCGGCGAAAGAAGAAGUGCGACGAGGCGAAGCCUGAGUGCAACAACUGCCAGCGCGGAGGAUUUAUCUGCGAAGGCUACGCAAACAAAGUUCCAUGGCCGAAGAACGGCGCGCAGAAGCCCCACCCUCCUCUGCAAGCCAAGGAUCGCUUUUCCGUCGAUCCCGCCCAACUCUAUCACAGCCACGGAACCAACCGGGAAAGCUACCACGACACCAACACAGCCAAUGGAGCCGAUGGCGGCCGCGGGCGACCGAUUGUCGUCGAGGAGCAUGACCGUCAACCUGCGAGAAAUGGCUGGGGUACUUCGUGGAGCGAAGCGCGCGCCUCGUAUCCGCCGGAGCAACACCAACCCCCAGAGUACACUCAGCCACCGCCCACGUCAAGCCAUGGCAGGCCCCCAUCAAACGACCACCAUGUGCCACAUCCCACCCAAGCGCCGCCUCCACCACGACAACACAAUCCACGAAUCUACCAUCACACGCCACAAACCAUGAGGGAAGUGGUGAACACAUCUCCCAUCGCAACAGCAGAGGCUGCGUUACACCACCAACCUCAGCAGCACCAACAGUUGAUGGCUCCCCCAACUGCCGGUCCUCCCGCGCUGCCACCGGCCCAUUAUGCUCCACCACCGCCCAGGCCACCAAGGAGCGAGAAGGAGAAGAUGCUGAAUAGUGAACCAUUCAUGCCAUUCAGCCAGCAACUGGUCGAAGAGCGCGAGAAAUGCAAAGGCGCUUUGUACCGCUACAAUUGCACUAGCAACGAGCGUGUGGAGAUUGCCCGCGACGAGGUCGACCGACACUUCCGCUCCAUUCUAGCGGCGAAAUGGGUGCUGCCUCCCCGCGGGUCAGAGCCUUCCGUGAGCGCCCACCUCGGACGCGAAGUCUGUGUCGAUCCGCCCUUUAUGUGCGAUUACGGAUACAACCUCUCGAUUGCGGACAGAGUCGACAUCGGAACGGGUUGCACAUUCCUCGAUUCUGCAAGGAUCACCAUUGGGAGGGAUACCACUAUCGGCGCCAACGUCACCAUCGAGACGCAGAAGACGCCGACCGAUUCCAAAAUUCCAAAAGGCAGUCGCCGCACUGCGAUCGCCCACUCGGUCCACAUUGGAGAGGAGGUCUUUAUUGGUGCCAACUGCACCAUCCUUGCGGGCGUCAAGAUUGGCAGGGGAGCCAUCAUUCACCCCGGUUCUGUGGUCGUUCGGGACAUCCCACCUCAUUGCGUUGCUCGUGGUAACCCUGCCGAAGUUCGAAGCGUCAAUUGGGACGACUAA
Molecule: messenger RNA, 2070 nt
Organism: Trematosphaeria pertusa
Lineage: Eukaryota; Fungi; Ascomycota; Dothideomycetes; Pleosporales; Trematosphaeriaceae
Exons: 5
Coding region: 1-2070 (689 amino acids)
Biological process (GO): regulation of DNA-templated transcription
Molecular function (GO): acetyltransferase activity; DNA-binding transcription factor activity, RNA polymerase II-specific; zinc ion binding
Source: RefSeq, a predicted model, not a curated record